Molecule: messenger RNA, 2827 nt
Organism: Chenopodium quinoa (quinoa)
Lineage: Eukaryota; Viridiplantae; Streptophyta; Magnoliopsida; Caryophyllales; Amaranthaceae
Product: acyl-CoA-binding domain-containing protein 4-like
Exons: 18
Coding region: 355-2376 (673 amino acids)
Biological process (GO): lipid transport
Cellular component (GO): cytosol
Molecular function (GO): protein binding; fatty-acyl-CoA binding
Source: RefSeq, a predicted model, not a curated record
GAUAUUAAGAUCAAAUCUUGUUUACGUCAUUAUUGUCGCCGAAUUCAAACAAAAAAAAAAAGCUCAUUGUUUUUUUUUUUGAAAGGCAAAAAAAAAAAAAAAAAAAAAAAAAAAAAAAAAAAGCUCAUUGUUUGUAAGCCGACAAGUUACAAAGAAGAGGAACAACACCUCUCUCCCUCGAACCCAAAACACCAAACGAUCACCCCCGUCUGACACCCUCUUUUUUCGUCUCUCUCCUAUUUUUAUUAUUUCCUUCCAUUUCUUCUCCUUCACUACUUCUUCUUCUUCCUCCAUCACAUUCUCUCUCCACUGCGAUCGAUCUGCAAUCUUCAGCAGCAGCAGCAGUAUUCAUCAAUGGCGAGGGCUAGCACUGGCCCCGCUUACCCUGAACGCUUCUACGCUGCCGCUUCUUACGUCGGUUUUGCCGGAUCUCCUGAUUCCUCCGCCUCUAACGCCGUCGUUUCUAAGUUCAAUAAUGAAGCCGCUCUUUUGCUUUAUGGUCUUUAUCAACAGGCUACUGUUGGACCAUGUAACAUUCCGAAACCAAGUUCUUGGAGUCCUGUUGAGCUAAGCAAAUGGAAAAGUUGGAGUGGUCUAGGCAAUAUGGCACCUGCAGAAGCCAUGCGCCUAUUUGUGAAGAUUUUAGAGGAAGAGGACCCAGGCUGGUAUUCAAGAGCUGAAGUGUCAGAUGCAAUUGUUGACGUGCAAAUGAAUCAUGACUCGAAGAGUGAGGAAAUCGUUGAGAAUGGCAAUGCUUAUCCGGAGACAAAGACAGUUUCCACUGAAAAUGGAAAAGUAGUAGAAUCUGAGGAUAAGGAUGUUGUAUCUGAAGGUCUUGGAUCAAUUAGUGUCUACGAUCAAUGGGUUGCGCCUCCCGUUUCUGGCCAACAACCUAAACCCCGAUAUGAGCAUGGAUCAGCUGUUAUAGGGGAGAAGAUGUAUGUCUAUGGCGGAAAUUACAAUGGCCGGUAUCUUAGUGAUCUUCAGGUUUUAGAUAUGAGAGCUUGGACCUGGUCCCGAGUGGAGGUCAAGAAAGGAGCUGAAACUACAGAAGUGGAGUCUUGUAUCCCAUCUAUCCCUUGUGCGGGUCAUACGUUGAUAACAUGGGAAAACAAGCUUCUCUCAGUUGCUGGGCAUACAAAGGAUCCUUUUGAGACAAUCCAAGUGAGAGUUUUUGAUCCGCAAGCAUCUACUUGGUCAAUCCUGAAGACGUACGGAAAGUCACCGGUAUCUCGUGGGGGCCAUUCUGUUACCCUUGUGGGCAACACCUUAGUUAUUUUUGGUGGUCAAAAUGCAAACAGAACUCUCUUAAAUGAUCUUCACCUUCUUGACUUGGAAACCAUGACAUGGGAUGAUUUUGAUGCAGUGGGUGUGCCUCCAUCUCCAAGGUCUGAUCAUGCUGCUGCAGUACAUGCAGAACGUUACCUCCUUAUAUUUGGUGGUGGCUCUCAUGCUGCUUGCUUCAAUGAUUUGCAUGUUCUUGAUUUGCAAGCUAUGGAAUGGUCGAGACCCACUCAGCAAGGUGAUAUACCUACUCCACGUGCUGGACAUGCAGGUGUGACUAUUGGAGAGAAUUGGUUUAUUGUUGGAGGAGGUGAUAAUAAAAGUGGUGCCUCUGAGACUGUUGUUCUCAAUAUGUCUACGCUUGUUUGGUCCGUUGUUACUUCAGUUGAAGGACGUGUUUCCCUUGCUAGUGAGGGUGUAAGCUUGGUUGUGGGCUCAUACAAUGGGGAGGAUGUUCUGGUUGCUUUUGGAGGUUAUAAUGGCCGCUACAGCAAUGAGGUUCAUGUUCUCAAACCUAGCCACAAAUCUAUGUUGCAAUCGAAAAUGAUAGAUACAUCUGUACCUGGCAGUGUCUCUGCUGUGCAUAAUGCAACAAAUGCCACAAAUGCCACUAGAGAUUUGGAAUCUGAACUUGAUGCAGGGCAGGACGGGAAAGUUAGGGAAAUUGUUGUGGACAAUAUUGAUGGAGAGAAAACUAAAAACAAGAAUGGUGGAGACCGUUCUAUAGCAGUGAUUACGAAAGAAAAGGAAGAGCUGGAAUCUGAAAUAAGUAAGGAAAAGUUGCUGAGUCAACAGUUGAAGCAAGAGUUGACAGAAGCUGAAAAUCGAAAUGGUGACCUUGUAAAGGAGCUCCAAUCUGUACGUGGUCAGCUUGCUGCUGAGCAGUCUAGAUGUUUUAAGCUUGAGGUUGACGUUGCUGAGUUACGGCAGAAGCUACAAACAAUGGAGCAAUUGGAAAAAGAAUUAGAGCUCCUGCGCAGACAGAAGGCGGCUUCUGAACAAGCAGCCCUAAGUGCAAAGCAGAGGCAGGGUUCUGGUGGUGUAUGGGGUUGGCUUGCAGGAUCACCUGGUCAAAAAGAGGAUGAUGCUUGAUGUUUCUAAGUACAAAAUGUUGCUAGUUUGUUUUUUUUUUUUUUUUUUUUUUUUUUUUUUUUUUUUUUUUGUGAUUGAUUCAUUGCUCUGUGAAAUUCAGUUUUGCUUUUUCUUCCGGUUUUUCUAAUUUUUUGGUCCGAGGAUAAUAAUUAUUAUAUUUUUUCCUAGUUUAUAAUCGAAGGUUCUGGGGUAUACAAAUUGGAAAACCCUGUAUACAAAAGGCGUUAGUUGCAUCACCAUGCUUGUAGACUGUAGUAGUAGUAUGUAAUGUAAUACAGAAGUAAAGACUACCUGAGAACUAAGAGGGUAUACAAGCUUUUCUUUUUUUUUUGUUUUUUUGGUUUAAUUACUGGGACGAUUAUUGUGUACCACUGUGUAGUCUUUUUCUUCUAUCAAAUGCAAAUGCUAUGGAAUUUCCUGACGACAUAAUUAUGUGUUGGGCAUGAAUGAA